AUGUCGCGCGGCGGCAGCGGCGCCGGCAAGGCGGCGACCGCGAAGCGCGUGCCGCCGCCGGCCGUGCCAGGCGACGCGUUCGCCACCCCGCAGCACCGCCACUCGGGCUCCAGCUUCGGCUCGCAGGGGUACGCCUCCUGCGAGGAGCAGCCUUACCCGCAGCCGCCGGACACGCCGUCUCAUACAAGAGAUGACCACUCAGACUAUGGCAGCACUGUAUCGGGAGUGUCCGGGGCGAGCAGCAGUUUGGGCAAAAGCCCGGCUGGUGGCGGAACGUUCACAUUUCCCCCACCAUCGCAGCCGCUUACACAUAAAGCUGCCGUAUACUACCAUCAUCAAUUGGCACUGAGCGAUGAUCAAGGGAUUGACAUGACACAGAGUCCGGGUCGAGACAGCCCGGGCUCGUCGUCAGGGUCCGCGGGUUCGGGGUCGCGGCACUCGUCCGCGUCGCUGGACAGCGGACGCGCGUCGGGCCGCCUGCCGCACCACCACCACGCGCCCUGCCACUGCGGCGACGCCGACACACUGCGCGCGAUGAUCGCACAGGGCCUGCCAGACUCGGACAUAAUUCACGCGUGGCUGGCCGACAUCCAAAUGGAGGAGUAUGCGAGGCUGUUCAUAGAAGCGGGCUACGAUUUGCCCACAGUCACCAGGAUGACGCCAGAGGACCUCACAGCCGUCGGCAUUAAGAAACCGAACCACCGCAAGCGGUUAAAGGCCGAACUGGCGAACUUGAACGUACCGGACAACUUGCCGGAUUAUAUACCGGGUUCGUUGGAAGAAUGGUUGCGACUCCUGCGGCUCGAAGAGUACGGACCAGCGCUAGUUGCUCAGGGAUAUCGCACGGUACACGACGUCACGCAGUUAGCAUGGGAGGAUUUAGAAGAUAUGGGAAUAGUCCGCCUUGGCCACCAAAAGAAAAUUCUUUUAGCUAUAAAAAGAGUUAAAGACAUCAGAGCAGGAAAAAGAAGCAUUAGCAGCCAGGGAUCGCUUGACUUCACAAGAUUACAACCGGGACAGGAUUUAUAUCCGAGGGAGCUACAUUACCAGCCUUGGCAGAGGCACACGAGGAGUUACCAUAAACCCCCCGAUCUAAACUUUGACGCUCUACCAACGCCCGUUUGUGGCACAGACUUGGUUCCUAUCCAGAUACGUCACCCGCGCGGUAAAUCAUUGGAAAGUCUAGAAGAUCCGUCCGAAAGGACAUCGCAUACGACGUUUUCGCCCGAAGCGGGCUUCUAUUACGGUGGCGGCCAAUGGAGACGAUCGUACGACGACGGCGACAUAACGCCGACCAACGACACAUACGAAGGCGGAGGCACGUUGCCGCGGCCGCGGGGCCUCGUGCGUCCGCGGCCCGUCGCAAAAAUACAAGCGACGCCGGCGUACAGAGAUAAGUCCCCCGAUUACACGUACGACGAGAUCGCGUACUCGGCUCGCUUACAACGUGUUGCGUAUGGAGCGAGUCCACACGUUGCCCGCAAGCCGCCCCCCGAGCCGCCGAAGCGCCAGAGCUCGCAGUACGCGCCGUUCACCCGGUUCGGGCAGACGACGGUGGAGAUCCACCCGGAGAAGAGCCUGCCGCUGAGCCUGCCGGCCUACCCCAGCUCGGACUCGCUGAGCGUGUCGCUGGACAGCACGGGGCUGCUGCCGCCGCCGCCCGCGCCGCCCUCCCCGCCCGACGCGCCGCGCCGCUACGACGACGACAACAUGCGGACGGGCUCCGACGCCAGCUUCAAGUCAAGUUCGAGUACUGAAUCGGACAGCAUUCCUUUCGCAAACGAAAAUGCUGGCACAAUUAAACAGAAUCGGGGUCAAAUCGGCGGUCGACCACACACCAUGGACUAUGGACGAACAGCCAUCGGCCUGUCUAGUCUUCCGCCUCGAUCUGCAACUGACAUAAAACCUUCGGCCAACCAUUCACUCCCCGAGCACAAAGAGGAGGGAAAGAGUACGGAGCCAGUUGAUGUUCUCAAUGACAUUGGAAACAUGCUCGCCAAUCUAACAGAUGAAUUAGACGCCAUGUUGGAAGAAGAGAAACGUCAAGGUCUGACUGAUUCCUAA
Messenger RNA from Parnassius apollo (apollo), 2064 nucleotides. The record is from the annotation of a GenBank genome assembly. Lineage: Eukaryota; Metazoa; Arthropoda; Insecta; Lepidoptera; Papilionidae.